AUGAAGACUGGUUUGAGCUUCAUUAUUCCAAAGCCAAAUGAUGAAAAUAACUUUGGGACUUCUGAAACUUCUGACUACAGUCCUUCAUAUAGUGCUCAUCUAGAUGGUACAAGUAUGCCGCUGGUUUCUCCAAACAAAUAUCUACCAAUGUCACUAAAUGAAAUAAAAGCGAAGAGUGAAAGGGUUAAGAAAAGGUUGCUAGCGUCAGUGAGUGACCGCGAUCGCAUAAUGGAACUUACUGUCAAACAACACGAGUCAAAACUUUGGUAUGAUGUUAGACAACCUCGUAUAACAGCAUCAAAAGUCAAAAGAUGCUUAAUAAAACCAACAACAAGUCCUACCAAAGCUAUUGCUGAUGUUCUUAACUAUCAUACACCAAUUCAAACCAAAGCAAUGAAGGAUGGAAUUGAAUCAGAAGCUGGCAUACUUAAAAAAUAUGAAUUAAUUUCUGGAAAUACUGUUAGGAAGGUGGGAUUUAUCAUUUCCUCUACUCAUCCUUUUCUUGGGGCAUCACCUGAUGGAAUUACAAAUGACAAUGUACUACUUGAAGUAAAAAAGGUCACCGCCAAAGAGAAUGAAUCUUUCAUGGAUACAUUGUGCAGGUUGUACAUUUAUAAGAAAAAAAAUGGGAAACUUUACAUAAAUAAUAAUCAUAAGUAUUAUUACCAAAUGCAACAACAAUUGUUUUGUGCUGGUGGAAAAGUGUGUCAUUUUGUUGUUUCUAAUGGUAUUUGGGUUCACAUUGAUGAAAUUUGUUUUGAUGAAGUGUUUUGGAGAUCACUAAUUGGACCUGAGAAAAGGUCACUGGCAAAUGACACAACCCCAUUUGGUGUAAUUCCCACCAAAGCUUUCAUUGUGGAGUGGGAUUUGUAG
Messenger RNA from Xenia sp. Carnegie-2017, 873 nucleotides. RefSeq lists its product as uncharacterized. NCBI's taxonomy places the organism in Eukaryota, Metazoa, Cnidaria, Anthozoa, Malacalcyonacea, Xeniidae. The record is from RefSeq and is a predicted model, not a curated record. Bases 1 to 873 code for a protein of 290 amino acids. The transcript is spliced from 2 exons.